Molecule: messenger RNA, 1242 nt
Organism: Cuscuta epithymum
Lineage: Eukaryota; Viridiplantae; Streptophyta; Magnoliopsida; Solanales; Convolvulaceae
Source: the annotation of a GenBank genome assembly
ACGGAGUAGCUUUCUUAAAUUGACAAAAUAAUCUCAAUUGACAAGCAAUCCUUCACUUUCAUAGUACUUUUCUUCUUCCAUCAGAGUUUCAGCAGGCAUUGAAGUGGCCUUAGUAGCUGCGUGAUGCGAAGAAUUUUCAAUUCCUGUUUUUAUUGAUCGGCUAUUCGCUUCGUACUUUCGUUUGUAACUAACAUACAACAGUCGCUAUGACUAGGCCGAUCUUCCUCUCACUUGUCUUUCUUCUUCAGCUCUCCUUAUUCUCUCUCGCCGUCGCUUCACGGACUAGUGAUGGGUAUACUAUAAACGGACGUGUGAAAAUACCAGGCUUUAACUUGAAAGGAUCUGGUUUGCUGGCUAAAGCAUCAGAUGUCAAGGUGGUACUUAAUGGUGGCCAAAGAGUUACAUUUUUAAGACCUGAUGGAUACUUUUCAUUCCAUAACGUGCCUGCUGGGACACAUCUAAUUGAAGUGGAUGCAAUAGGCUAUUUCUUCUCUCCAGUUCGCGUUGAUGUCAGUGCCAGAAACCCAGGCAAGGUUCAAGCAGCGCUGACAGAGAAUAGAAGAAGCCUGAGUGAGCUAGUCUUGGAGCCACUAAGGGAGGAACAGUACUAUGAGAUGAGGGAACCUUUCUCCAUCAUGUCAUUAGUUAAGAGCCCUAUGGGUCUGAUGGUUGGAUUCAUGCUGCUUGUGGUAUUUAUUAUGCCUAAAUUGGUAGAAAAUAUGGAUCCUGAAGAAAUGAGGCGUGCACAAGAGGAAAUGAGAAGCCAAGGAGUCCCGACCCUUUCAAGCUUACUACCUGGGGCGGCACAGAGAAGCAGCUGACAGGACUGUGGAGUAACAGCUCAAAGCUUUGAAGUAUUCAUUUCUCGAAUAAAUGAAUUCGAGAAAUCCAUUUAUUUCUUCUGCCUUUGCCCAAAAUCUGCCAUCCUUAUGUUUCACAACUGACUUUUUUGGUCAAACCUUUUAAAUUUUAAACAAUGUCUUUAAUCAAUAUACUUCGGUGAUUUCAAGGAAUUAAUAAUUUAAAAAUAUCCCGAACUUUGGAAAUUGAAGAUGUGUGAACUGAAUAUCUCAAACUUUCAUUUGUUAUAUAAAUAUCAUAAGCUUUAUGGUAAUGGUUAUGUAACUUAUGUUGGCACCACAGACAGGUUUUUCCAUUGAGAAUUGAGAUAGUAGGGUACACUUGGCAUAUUAAGCUUCCAUUUUUAUAUAAAUCAUUUGAGUUUAUGGUAUUGAGGUUACU